This is a messenger RNA of Styela clava, 4458 nucleotides long. RefSeq lists its product as uncharacterized. The record is from RefSeq and is a predicted model, not a curated record. Lineage: Eukaryota; Metazoa; Chordata; Ascidiacea; Stolidobranchia; Styelidae. Gene Ontology annotation, molecular function: DNA-binding transcription factor activity, RNA polymerase II-specific; sequence-specific DNA binding. Gene Ontology annotation, biological process: cell differentiation; regulation of transcription by RNA polymerase II. Gene Ontology annotation, cellular component: nucleus.
GGCGUGACAUGAUCAACAAAAAACAUGGAUACUCACAGCACGAAGUUGACUCCAACAUUGGAAUCAUUUCCAGUAGAUGACAUGCAUAAUGUCAUCGGCAUGACAAUCACUUCAAUGACUGAAAACCGGGAAACAUUCGGAGUUCGCGAUGCUGACAAAAUACGAAAACAAUCGUGUUCUGACGCCCCGCCACUGUCGGACGUUGUUUGUCAAUCUUCCAUGACCGCGCUAUCAUUUUCUAUUCCUGUCAGAGAAGUAAAUGCGAAAGCCAAUCCCGGAUUGUUUCCUAAUGACAAAACGCGCCUUCCUGGUGUCGCAGGAAUAUGUCUAACUAACGUUCAAUGCAAUAUUAGUGAUACUUUCAAAAGAACGCCUCGUCGCUGUAACAGCAAAAUGAAGAGUAAUAAAACACACUCACGAGAUAAAAGUCACGGCAGUUUCUCCAAAGUUCCCGAAAAGUGCACGGUCAAAAUAUCUGCCCAGCAGAGCAAACAGAAUCUGCCUCCACCAACAACAGGAUUCAAUGAUGUUGGACAAAUGUCAAUAGCGUCAUCAAGCAUUGACCAGCUAAAGGCACUGACGUCAACUAUCGACUCGUGCGCGGAGAAUAAAGCAAUUUGGAAAGGAAAGGUAGAAAAUUAUAAUGACCGUACUCUGCAAGCUAAAAGCACAGCACUAGAGAAUAUUGUCGAUAUGGAUGUCAGAAAUCAAAUUUCUCCAGGACGUGAAACACGUUUUAGUGUAAUAAAAGAAAGAAAGCUAUUCUACGAACACAGCUACAAUACGGAGAACGGAAAUAGAAAAAUUAAAACAAAUUUUCAUAAUAGGUCUGGUGGAGGUUUUCGACGCCCUGGGGUAUUUCAGUCUAACACGCUUUCAAGUCCCGAGUCAGUUGAUUCCGGAUUUAGUGACCACGGUGAAGGCAUGUGGAGCGGUAGCACCUCCAUUAGAUCAGCUGCUUCAUACCACGGACAAGUAAAUGAUUCUUUACAGCAACCACAUAUGUUCAAUCCUUCACAACAGUUUUUCGAUACGGAACAUCAGCCAAAUUGUGGGGAAACAAACUAUGAGGAUUACGAUGCAUUUUCGUCGAUGGUGGGAUAUCAAUAUGAUCCAUCUUUUUAUUGUUCAAAUCUCGACAAUAAUAAUAACAACUUCAAUCAAAGCUAUGAAUCGAAAGCUUCGUCUGUUUCUCUUUCCAAUAACUCUCACCACAUGAAUACGCCAGAACAAUUCAAUGAAAGCGUACCAAAUUUGUAUUACCCAUCAUACCACCCAACUUACGAAGAGGAGGAACAUUGCGAAGCCGAGUACUUCACGCCAGUCUCUCUUAAACAUACUGAUGACUACAACGUAUCAACACUGCAAACAUCAUCUGGUGUAAACUGCAAUCAAAGUAAUAUGUCUAAUGAGCAACAAAAUCGGACUUUCGUUGAAAUUGGAGCGUGUAACUCUCAGUCUACGAUUACUUCCGCAAAUGUCAGACAAAAUAGUUAUCAGUCAUCCCAGGACCAAACAAGAACUUCUCCAUCGUCGUCUGUGAUUAGACAUUAUAUUCCGUAUAUGUUGAAUCCCAGCAAUACGAAUACUGGCCAACUCCAAAAUAUCACCGAGAAAGAAAUUCAAUAUGUUACGAGUGAUUUUAAUCGAAAAGGGCAUGAUAGCUUCGAGAAAGAAUUAUACAUAUCAUCAGAAGGUAGAAAACUCAGAGAAACAACGAAACUUGUGCCUUGCGCAGCGCAUACCGUUCUAUCACGUGUAGCGGCAAACGAUAUGUUGCCUCGGGAACCGUUUUUCGACCCAAUGCCUAAAGAAAACUUUAAUAGAAAUAAUUCUUUUCCGUCUCUAUCAAUGACACCCGAAGGGCCACAGUAUAUUUCAAGCGAUAGUAUGCCACCUCUUUCUCCUAGUCCCGCCACGAUUUUUCGGAGGCACAGCGUUGGUAAUUAUCAGUAUUCUACCGAAUGUUUUACACAUCCGCAUAACGAUACAAAAUCUCCAAUCAGGAUCCCACAACGUCACCCAUAUGACAAAAUAUCAAUCCCUUCUUCAAAAGUAUCUCGAGCUCACCUAACACCCCAUAUUAACACAGUUCAGGCUCAAGUGAACCCAAUAAUACCAAUACAGGACUUGACUGGAUAUACAGGUAAUGGACCGAUUCAAUUAUGGCAGUUUCUCCUAGAGCUACUCUGUGAUCCAGCGUGUAAAAACUUAAUUAUGUGGACAGGUGAAAAAUGGCAAUUUAAGAUGAUCGAUCCUGACGAAGUAGCAAAAGGUUGGGGGAUUCGUAAAAACAAGCCGAAAAUGACAUAUGAAAAAUUGUCUCGAGGAAUACGAUAUUAUUAUGACAAAGGAAUAAUAAUGAAAUGUCCAGGAAGGAGAUAUGUCUACAAAUUCGUGAACGAUCUGGAAAACGUUCUCGGCCAUAGUCCAACUCAACUACACAAAAUGUUGGGAAUCACAACCAUGGAUGAUGAGAAAAUGAAAGAGCGCGAAAACAAUGAAAUUAUAUUACAACGUUUCACUGAAGAUAAUCAAGUAAAGCCAACAAGAACAGAGGCUUCCGCCGCUUGUUCGUCCGCCAACGAAGAUAUAAUAAAAAAUGGUUGUAAUCAAGAAACAUUGGAUUUUCUCGCUACAACAGCGAUCACAACAAAUUCGUCUGCUGGAAGAGGCGUUCCUGUUAUAGCUUCUGUUACCAACCCCCCAAUGACCAAUGGUGCUUUUAAUGAGCAGAGAAAAGCGUCUUUUUCUGAGAACUUUGAGUCAGAAAACAUUAUUUCUGCAGAUACGCCUGAGAAACCUGCAUCAACAUGUUGUGUCGAUUCCGAAGAAAAAAGUCUGAACCAGACAAAUUCUACAGGAUGUGGUAACUCUUGGACAUCUCAGCACGACUCAAGCACAAUCGACACUGAUAACUCUCGUAGCAGUGCCAGUACAUCUACGUCUUCUUCAUUGAUAAUUGCUUAGAUAGUUUAGACUUUUUUUUCGAAUAGUUUCAAUACAUCGACAGUGCCUAUGGCAGACUUGCCUUUUUCUGAUAAUUUUGAAUUGUUGGCGUUGGGAAAAUAUCUGAAUAAUCACAAAAAUUAAAAACUUGGCAUUAAAAUUUCAUCAUGUUUCAACUAUAGUUCCCGAGAUUUGCAGGCAUUUUUCAAAUGGUGUUAUUUUUCGUUGACGUUUUAGAGAGACUUUUGCACUUUCAUAAUCGUAUUCACACUCACUCUGAACAUGGCUCAUGACAAACAUCAACUCGUAGAACGAAAUUUCACUGUUUGGUAUUGCUUGUUCAAUGUAUUACAUCCUAGCUGACGUAUGCUAUCAUGAAAUCCAGCAUAAUCACAUCCAACGCUGUAACUUUCCAGCUGUGUGAUGCGUCACCAUUGUUUGUAGUGCGAUGGUGUGUAGCCAAUUAGACCUGGAACAAUAUUGGAUACUAGCUAGAUACAGUUUAAUAAAAACUAUAUUGUUUUGGACUAUUAUCGACAUAAAAAUUGUGAUCUCAGAGUUAUCAAAUGUUUUAGGCCUACGCACACGAGGGAGAAAUCACUCACGGAGCGCUAAUAAACUUAUAAAAAGCUCGUUAAGGGAGAAUUGCAAUAGAACAACUAAUUCACUUCGUGAAAUGUGACAAACAUUUAUUUGUCAUUCGUCGAAUUCUGAUGAGCACAACUGACAGAUGGACACAAUCACACUGCCCAGCAGAGUUGUGAUAAUUGUGUUUUCUAAUCUUGCAUUUACCAUUUGUGGGUAACUAUGGCCAUUACUAUGUAACUAUGUAAUUAUCCCAACAAGCUCAUAUAUCUCAUUAAAUUUUGAAAUUAAUAUUUUGAUAAUAAUAGAUAGAUCGUGUCGCAAGCCAAUAUAGUUAGACUCAACGCUCUAACGGUUAACCGAUAAGCCAUCAUUGCCAACUUUGCCAAAAUUUCAAUAAAAGACUGAUAUUUCUGAUUGAUAAGACUUAUAUUUCAACUGUGAAAUAUAAAAUAGGUUUUAGAUUAAUUAAGAGCUUAACUCUAAAUAUGAGGAAAAAAUUUAAACUAUUCGUUCUGGCUCUUCGUCGGAUUCAGCAACUGCUGAUCAAGCUUUGUAUACUCUGCUACACCUGCGACGACUGAAAGCAUGUGUGGAAGUAUUUUGAAAAUAUUAAAAAACUUAUGAUUGAAACUUUUUAGGAUUGUGUACCACUUGCUGCUUGUCGUUUUGCAAUAUACAAGUGGUGGAAUCAUGCUCAAUUUUCUUGAAUUAGUGGGAUUUCAUCAAGUUUUAAUUCUACAAUUUUUUUCCUUUCUGCAGGCCUUAGAUUUCCUCAUAUCACAAAUGUUGAAUUUUCAUCGAAAUCGAACUUUCCCCUAAAUAUAUUAUUGCUGCAUUGAAAAAUGAUCUACCGUCGUCAGUUUUGCAAGUUACCACGUAAUCUGUAUUUGUAAGAGGUUGAUGUGUAUUAUAUCCAAUGAA